This is a messenger RNA of Emiliania huxleyi CCMP1516, 1620 nucleotides long. RefSeq lists its product as hypothetical. Gene Ontology annotation, biological process: transmembrane transport. The coding region runs from base 1 to 1620 and encodes 539 amino acids. The transcript has 3 exons. NCBI's taxonomy places the organism in Eukaryota, Haptophyta, Isochrysidales, Noelaerhabdaceae. The record is from RefSeq and is a predicted model, not a curated record. Gene Ontology annotation, cellular component: membrane. Gene Ontology annotation, molecular function: transmembrane transporter activity.
AUGGCGCUACCGAUUAGCAUCACGAACCCGACACCGCGGGACUGGGCGCUGUUUUCAAUCUACCUGGUUGUGUUCAUCGAUAUGAUGGCGACUGCACUCACGAUUCCCGUUAUGCCUUACUACGUCACAGCCGUGUGCGGAUGCGUGGACGGAGAGUGCAGCGAUCACAUCUGUGCCAAGCUGGGAGGCUCAGCUCCAUCCCUCGGCUACCUCUACUCGUCGUUCGGCAUUGCUCAGCUGCUCUCCAAUGGCUGGAUGGGCCCACUGAGCGACAGGAUUGGCCGUCGCAAAAUCCUGACCGUGACUCUGGGAGGCGCGAUGGUCGGAAUGCUGGGGUCGUCCUUCGCGCCUUCGUAUUUGCUGCUGCUUGCCUCUCGCGUCUUCAUCGGGGCGUGCUCAGGUACGAUGUCUGCGUGCAACGCGUACAUCGCGGACAUCACCGCGCCUGCCGAACGACCGGCGCUGAUGGCAAACGUGGGAACCCUCGUCCAGUUCUGUUUCAUGUUUGGACCGGGGGUGGGUGCUGGCCUUGCGCAGAUGGACAAACGGGCGCCAUUUUGGGUCGGGGCGGGCACAUCGCUGUUUGCACUCGUGAUGGCCACGGUCUCGCUCAAGCCGCCAGAGGAGGUGUUCUCCUACGAAAAGAAGGACGACGACGGCCCCUCCUCUGCAGCGUCCAAGUCCCCCACGAGCGGCAGCCGGACCAACUGGCCACUCAUUGGCAUCCUCGCGGCAGGCACACUGAUGAUGUCGAUCGCUGGCGCUUCGCUCAUGACGUGCAACGCCCUCUUUCUGCAAGCGAUCUAUGGCUUUGGCUCCCUCGAGUACGGCUUUGUCAUGAUGUACUCAGCGGUGGUGUCCAUCCUCGUCCGCUCGUUCCUCUUCAACCGCGUCCAGCAGUCGCUUGGGCUGAUGCGCACCGCGUCGGUGGGCUGUGCCAUGCAGACCGUCUGUUUUGCAGGGUACUCGCUGCUGCCAAAGGUCGAGCCCGGGGGCUCUGUCAUUGGCCCCAGUCUGUACGUCUACGUCGCCUUCUCCACUCUGAGCGCAAUCGGCUCCGCGUUCUCCGCAGCAGCGGUCACGCCCUUCUUCAGCCAGCUCGCCAACCGAUCCAACAUGGGACGCGUGAUGUCCAUCGCCUCGAUGAUGAACUCUGCCGGUCGCGUCGUCGGCCCGCCCUUGUUUGGCACGCUCUUUGCCCUCAACGUUCGGGUUCCGUACCGGGUGGCGGCAAUGUGUGUGUGCGUUGGGGGCGUGGUGUACUACUCCGUGCAGGUCCUCCACACGAGAGCGACGCAGCCUGUGAAGCCUCUGGCUGACGCAGACUCUCUUGAGGGCCCCGCGGCGCUUGCCCGCAUGCCAUCGAUCGACGUCGGCUUUGCGCGGCUCGCCGAGGCUGUGCGAUUGGCGGCGGUGAGCCGCGGGUACGACAUGCGAUCACCGGAGGUGGUCGCGGGUCUGAUCGAGGCCAUCGAGGCUGCCAUGCCUCCGUGCUGCGCGGAGGACGGAACGCUGGAGAGCGGCGUGGCGUCCUCUGCGCUCGGGAGCGACGACUUGGAGCGGAGGGCGCGUGCCACGGCGGCAGGGGUGCACAUAAUGCGCGCGUCUGCGGCCAGCUGA